Messenger RNA from Crotalus tigris (Tiger rattlesnake), 1154 nucleotides. RefSeq names its product GRAM domain-containing protein 4-like. Gene Ontology annotation, biological process: negative regulation of toll-like receptor 9 signaling pathway; apoptotic process. The record is from RefSeq and is a predicted model, not a curated record. The coding region runs from base 16 to 1074 and encodes 352 amino acids. NCBI's taxonomy places the organism in Eukaryota, Metazoa, Chordata, Lepidosauria, Squamata, Viperidae. The transcript is spliced from 11 exons.
UAAUAUAAUAAUUGCAUGUUAACAUAUGUAGCUUAUUUGUUCUUUUAUUUGCAGAUCUACAUGAAUGCUGUAUGGCAUGGCUGGGCCAUUCCUAUGUUCUUAUUUUUAGCAAUUUUGAGGUUGUCCCUAAAUUACCUCAUAGCCAGAGGGUGGAGGAUACAGUGGAGCAUUGUGCCCGAAGUUUCUGAGCCUAUUGAACCUCCCAAAGAAGACUUAACUGUAUCAGAAAAAUUUCAGCUUGUUCUGGAUGUGGCACAAAAAGCACAGAAUUUAUUUGGGAAAAUGUCAGAUAUACUGGAAAAAAUUAAAAAUUUGUUCAUGUGGGUCCAGCCUGAAGUAACGCAGAAACUAUAUAUUGCUUUAUGGGCAGUUUUUAUUGCAUCCUGCUGUAUUCCUUACAGGAUCGUUGGGCUUGCAAUAGGACUUUAUGCAGGAAUUAAGUUUUUUCUGAUUGAUUUUGUCUUCAAACGUUGUCCAAGACUACGAGCAAAGUAUGAUACUCCGUAUAUCAUAUGGUUGAACUUGCCUACGGAUCCUCAACUCAAAGAGAGGGCUAAUGCUACAGUAUCAAGACGGCCUCAAACAGCAGCAUCCCGAAGCUAUGUAGGUUCGAACGCCUCAACAGGAAUGAAUCGAGAUGAGGAAACCAGUCGCUUUCACGGCACGAAGAGAGGAAACUUCCAUGAAGUAUUUAACUUGUCAGAACAUGAGCGUCCCUUGGCAGUGUGUGAAAAUGGCUGGCGCUGCUGCUUGAUAAACAGAGAUAGGAAGAUAACCACUGAUUACAUUAGGAAUGGAGUUCUCUAUGUUACUGAAAACUACUUAUGCUUUGAAAGUUCCAAAUCUGGUUCAUCUAAAAGAAAUAAAGUUAUAAAACUUGCAGAUAUAACAGAUAUUCAAAAGUACAAAGUACUUUCCGUUCUCCCAGGAUCUGGGAUGGGUAUUGCAGUAUCCACACCCUCUACGCAAAAACCGCUCGUGUUUGGUGCCAUGGUACACAGAGAUGAAGCUUUUGAGACUAUUUUCAGCCAGUAUGUGAAGAUAACUUCUGCAGCAUCUGCCAGUGAAAGCUAGUAUAUCAUCCUUGCUGGCUUUUAUAGGAAACAUCGUGAAUUUUACUCACCCAGUAGUGAAUAAAAAGGUGGAACAUCCUU